Eimeria tenella is the source of this 3429-nucleotide messenger RNA. RefSeq lists its product as uncharacterized. The record is from RefSeq and is a predicted model, not a curated record. The transcript has a single exon. Lineage: Eukaryota; Apicomplexa; Conoidasida; Eucoccidiorida; Eimeriidae. The coding region runs from base 1 to 3429 and encodes 1142 amino acids.
AUGUCAAGCUCCCCUCCCGGUGGUCACAGGGACUGCAGAAACGAUGGCCUUGCCCCAGGUCAGCCGCCAAACUCAACGGUGGAUGCAGCUGCGCCGGCUGGGCUGCACCAGCUUCGCACAGCGAGACCUCCAGAGAGACCUUCGGGGAUCUUUAAGGCCCCACAAGAAGGAACAACUCGCCUGAAACACCAGCAGCAUCUCCAGGCAACAGACAGCAGCAGGUGGGACAUGGAGCAGCGCGAUAGGCCCUGUCGUAUUGGCGGCUUGGGGGCUGUCGCGACUCCUGUGUCUGCAAAGGAUUUCCCCAAACACGUGCAAACCGUGAACUUGAGGGCCGUUGCGGCUGUUGGCCAUACUUCAGAACUUGACCGGCGACAGGACGCAAUACCCAAGCCCAUGUGCGCAGCAGCAGCGGGAAGUCCCACAGGUCAAUCCACGCCAAGCAUGUCGAGGGGCCCCUAUCACACGUUUUUCGCCACAGAACCCUCCAAGCCGGCAAAGCAUUUUUUUGCGGGGCACCCGAGAGGCCUAGCAGGACAUUCUAACGUACACAGCGAAUCACUGAACCACAAAACCGGUCAGAGCGGCAUUGAGAAAGGGAUUGAGGUCCCCAGUCCCUCACCGUGUGAGGGUCCAGGUGCUGGAGCAACAGCAGCCUCACAUGUGUCCAGUGAUUUCAAGAACAAUAGAGGGCACAAGGGACAGAGGAGACUUCUGAAGAGUUCGCUUGACACAAACAGACGGGUCCGCUCGUGGUGGCCCCGGGACUCCAAAGUAGCGCCUGAAGACGGAAGGAACUCGCAGUGUCUCAAUGCAGCAGCAGGUCUUGCUACAGCAAGCCUUUGCCACUCUUCUUCAGACACAGGAAAGGCACAAGCACAACAUUCAGGAUGCCUUACCCUGCCUGAUACUGCUCGUGGAGGCCCCGUAGGCGGAUGCAGUAAGAGAGGCACUAGGGGCCCUGUUGACAGGGGAUCUUGUAAGGUCAGCUUUGCGCCCGCGGCCGCAAAGACCACCGUACAAGCGAGGAGGGCCUGCAGCACGUGUAUUAAGGCGAUCCAGGGCUGUUCUGCAGCAGCAGCAUCGCCUGUUGUGGGCGAAACAACAGCAGGUGGCUCCACCUGCACUGGUGGAGAGGACGAUGAAGGUGCGCAAGACCGUUUGCACAGCCGCGGCUCAGAAGUGACUCCUACAGUGCUGUACUCAACAGGAGCCCUAGAUGGACCGGAAGCGUCCCUCCCGGCAGCGCACUCGCAGCCAGCUGGCAAGGCUGCAGUGCCCCUUCUUUCGCGCGAGGGGUCCCGAGCUGACGCUGGACAGCCGCGGAAUGCUAUGGAUGAGAGGGGCCCAAUGCCACGUGCAGCAAAAAAUGUGUCUGCUGCUGCCACUCGUGCUGCUGCAGUUGCCAAGGCUGCUGCAGCUGUUGCUGCUGCAGCUCAGGCUGAGGUUGUGGCCGCCGCCACCGUUGCAGCAUGGGGAGAGAGCAGAAGCUGCGUGCCUACCUGCACUAGUCUGUCGAGCGAGCAGCGGAGGGAGCAGCUGGCUCUCAUCUUACGACUGCUGCUGCUGCUGCCGCCCGAGCUGCAACACGACAUACAAGCCCGUCUGUUCAUGCUGAAGCAGCAGCAACAGCGGCAUCGAUGGUCAUCGGCCGCUUCUCACCGCUGGCCAAAACGAGCAGCAACAACGGCAAGUCUGCCAAUGACGGCGGCAGCCUCAGGAAUAUUGGGAGGCUCUUGGUGGUCCCACCAACACCAGCAGCCCCAUUUUGCAGCAUCAACUUCUACUCCCUCUUUCACCGUGCCUCUCCCCUUCGACGUCAGAGAUAAGCGUAGUAGGAGCAGCAGCCGCUCUAGCAGCAGCACUCCUUCAGGUGUUGUGUUGAAACUACAGCAACAAUGUAUGCAGCAGCAGCAGCAGCAGGGAGACCGCCAGCCACCGCCACAGCAGCAGCAGCAAUUGUUACGGAAUAGUCCGGGAGAAUCAACAGUAAAUGGCCUUUUCAUGUCUGCUACUCUACAGGCAUCUGCAGUGCUGCAGCUGACGCCGGGAAGGCAUGCAGGAGAGAGCUUGGCAGCUGCAGCUGACCCGGCAGGAGCGGCAGCAACAACAAGGGGUGGCAGCGCAGCGCAGGUCUCCUCAAGUGCCAAGCUGUCCAGCUGCAGAUGUCACAAAGGCACGGCUAGGGGGCCUUAUAAUCGUCCACCGUCCUCCUUUUUGGUGCAUGGAAGAAAUUCACUGCAGCAGCAGCACCAGCAAAACUCCCAGAACGUAACUGAGGGAGGAGCCGCUGGCUGCAGCAAUUUCGUAGGUUCAGUGCAUUCCUCGUGUUGUCGUCUCCGCUGCUCCCCCAGUAACCAAGCAGGAGAGGCCCUGCUAGCUGCCGCUCUCCCUCAAAGGUCAGUUGGGCCGUCUUGCAGUGGCUGCAGACGCUGCGAGGGGGCAACAGCAGCAGCUAAUGUUAGCAGCAGCACCACUUGCUGCAUUGGCACAAGCAGCUGCUGCUCACGCUCUCAAGGACAAGCUCUCAACAGCGCACAGCAGCAGCAAUCCGUUGCUGUCCGUGGCUCGCGAUCUCACCGCGGGACAGCCUCUCUCCUCUGCUACUACUCCGCUUCCGGCCAACUGAGCACUUCCACCACGGCGAUUCCUCAGCCUUCAAGCCAGUGUUGUCACACUGGCCGCGAGAGCUUCCACAUCAAGAAGCCGUCACUGGCGUCGCAGCAGCAGCAGCAACAGCAGCAAGAGUUGACAGCAGAAGACGAUACAACGGAUACAUCUGUAGCAGCAGCAGCUGUUGCAGCCGUUCCACCCAGUUCAAGGCAUAGGGGUCUCGUAGAUGGUGGUGUUGAGGGCUGCAUGCGGAGUGGGAGGGGAACUUGCCCGCCUGGUUCUCAUCAGCAACAGCCCGGGCGGUGCGGGGGACAGCAGCAAAAGUCCUGCAACGCCGCAGCAACCCAACCUCAUGUGAUAGGCCUGCAUAUGGCCCCGUCACGUGGCGGCUGCAGAAGCGCAGGUAGCUGCAGCAGCAGCUACAGCGGCAGCUGCGGGUGGAUUGAUCAAGGGCUGCUACAAGUUCAGAUGUCCUCUGUUCCCUCUUUCCUGCGAUCUGGUGCUGUUCCGAGGCCUUCAAACAACGCGGCGGAUUUGGCGACUCUGAGGAGCUCCUGGGCCCGACUUUUACUGGCCGCGAGAGGGGGAAAGGAUACCCCCAGGACCUUGGCGCUGUCACCUCAGACGGACAGCAGCGUUCUGGGCAGCAUCAGUAGCAACAGUAGAAACAGGAACACUGCAAGCAGCAACACCGUGACCAGCAACAGCUUGAGCGACACCAGCAGAGAAGCUUCUCAAGACACGAGACUCUUUCAGACAGAAGGUGAGCGCUUGUGUGCUGAGGCCGAUACCAAUUCACCUCUUCAAAACAAUUGA